AUUCUGUUACUCUCUGGGCUCCUUUGUCUAGUUUGAUCUGAAAAAGAUUGAGUUUUUAUUAUUAUAAAAAAAAUCCAAUUUUUAUCAACAGUUCUCUCCCCGAAGGUCCCAAUUUGAAAAGACCGGAUGUUGACAAAUUUUCAUGUCCUGUUGUUAGAAGGUCGUUUGUUCUUCUGUUUGUGCGUGGGAGUGAUAUCUUCUCUAUUAUCUGGGAGAUCUCUCUCUCUCUAAAAGUCUUUGCUUUCGUUCAUUCUCUCUCUUGAUUGUGAGUGGCCCAGUGGAUCGAAAUCUCUCAAUUGGAUGACGAUCUGCAGUCCUUUCCUCUGUAUUUUUUGACCCAUUUCUUUAUUGUUUGAGUAUCUCUCGGUAGUGGGGACACUUGGGUCUCUCUCUCUCUCUCUCUCUCUCUCUCUCUCUCUCUCUCUCUCUCUCUCAUCUUUACUUUGUCGCUGUUGUUGUUAUUCUCUUUUGAUGGAAGACGGGCUGCGCUCACUUGGGUUGUGUUGGUUUUCCAAGUGAUGCUUGACCCUUCGCAGAGGAGCUUUAGAGAUGGAUUGCAGCAGUGAGAUCGAGGUAAUAAGUGACCGGCAACCUAGAUUUUAAAAUUUGAAGCUCAUUAUUCUCAUCAGCAAAAAAGAUUUGCUUGAAGUGGUGUAGACUCAAGUACUAUUGAAGCUUCAGAAUUGGCUUAUUUCAGAAUUGAUUUAAUUUGAUGAGUAAUGCCAAGUAAUCGUGCCUUCGGGAUUUACUGGGACUGUUUUGCAAGUGGCUGUUUCCUGCUUGAUAGGUAAUGGGUACAAAAGUGCAGUGUACAAGCUACCAACCAAGAUUUUAUGCAAUGGGGAAUCUUAACGAAGAUGCAGAUGGAUGUUGGCCUCAGUACUAUGUGGAUACAUCAGGUGGAAAUAUUUACAACAGUUACCAGCAAAGACCAUCAAAUGGGUGUCUGGAAUUUGACAAAGAAAUGCUUAAGAGGACAAUGCUUGAACAUGAAGCUAUAUUUAGGAAACAGGUCUAUGAACUGCACCGUCUUUAUAAGAUCCAAAAGGGCAUGAUGGAUGAAUUAAAGAAAGGGUCAUGUAGACCUGUACAAACCGAUACAUCACAAUCAAAUUCUUUUUUGCCCCAAAUACCAUCCGAAUGCACUUCUAGAAUGUUCCAGACGACCCGCCUAUCUGAAACCACCAUGAGUAGCAAUGAAGCACCUUUGACAGUAACUGAUGACAGGAAACCUAGGAGAAUGUUUGACCUUCAACUCCCAGCUGAUACGUAUAUUGAUUGUGAUGAAGAAGAAAGAGCGGGAAAGGAAGUUGUUGCUGAGUCAUCUUCUGUAAAUAAUGUGAAGCUCACUCUUGGCAUUAACGAGGGUUCUAAUUGUGGAGAACUGUGCAUUAAAAAAGCAUCUGUUUCAGCUUCCACUAAAUUUCGGGGCCCAAGAACCUCUUUUGCAGAGAAUCAAGGGCUUCAAUUUGCAAUGAGAUCAAACACAGUUUUCUCAGGCUCGCCAAGUGCUUUUCUCAGGCCUUACGGUGAAGGGACUAGUUCAAAUCGUUUUCUUGUAGAUGAUGAUAAAACGAGUUGGGAAUGGCCAUUCUAUAGCAAUGAAGCUAGACAAAGCACCAACAAUCUGAACUUUUUCAGUCCUGGUUCCUCCAAGGAGAAAUUCUCCAUGCGAUCUGAACACGUACACUCAAAUCAGAAAUCUCAUGAAAUUCCUUCUCCAGAUCAAAAUAAAAGAGAGACAUGGUUCAAACCGAAACAUGAAGACUAUGGUAGAAACCCUCAGUUACCCCAUUCAUUAUGGAUGAAACCUGUAAAUGCGUUCAGUAAUGCUCCAUUAUCAGUUCCAUCUCUUCAAUGCUUCAAUGCAGCAUCUUAUCGAAAUGGUUUUAACCAAGGUUUUAGGUCGGACUAUAGCUCAGCAUCACAGAUAACGUCUCAGCCAAUCGCCUUCAGCAAUAUUGAUGGUUCUGGACUUCAAAAGCCUGAAGGAGACAUAAAUUUGAAUCAAACACCUUCCAAUGGAUGCCGAAAUGGCCUCACUCACAAGAUCAAUGAGCAAGAGAAGAAGUCUGAGGAUCCGUCAAAAAAGCUUCCUUGGGUCAGAAAGAAACCAACUGUUAAUGCUUCCCCCUUACUGGAGCUGGACCUGUCAAAAGGUUAUCCCCAGCUAAAGGCGAUGGAUCCUAUACAUGAAAUGACACAAGAAACUGAGAAAAACAUGAACUUAUUUGAUGGGCAAACUAGUAAGAAAAUUUUUGGUUUUUCCAUUCCAGAACGAAUUGUUGAUAUCGAGCACAAAGAGAAAGAUCACAUAGAUUUAAACUUUGACUUGAACUUUGACCUGAAUUCAUCAGACCCCUCAGCCGAAGUUGAGAUGCAAGAGGCUCCCUCACAAGUCUCUGCACCACCUGUUGCUUUCAAGAUCGACUUGGAGGCACCAGUUGUUUUAGAGGAAGAAAAACAAGAUGAAUCCUUAGUUAGAGAAGCAGCAGAAAGUAUUCUCUUGAUAUCAUCAGAUAAGUGUAGGCACUUGGAUGAAGCUGAUACUUUGCGUUGGUUUGCUGAAGUGGUUUCAACUUCAAAUGAGGAGUUGGAUACCUUUGAGAAGUUAACUAUGGAGCUCGAAGAAAUCAAGCCUGAAGAAUUUUGGUGCAGGUCAUGGCAAAAACAACAAAACAAAGAUGAUGAUGACGAAGAUGGUGAUGGUGAUAAUACGAGGAGAAACAUGGCUACAUUGCUAUUCACGAAGCCUCGGAGAGGUCAACAAAGAAAAAGAAGGCAAAAGAGGGAUUUCCAGAGAGACAUCCUCCCAGGACUUUCAUCGUUGUCGAGGCGAGAAGUGAUUGAAGACCUCCAUUCUAUUGGAGCAGGAGGAUUGACAAGGAGGAGGGUGGGUCAGAAACCUAGGAGCUUGGCUGUCACUGUGGAGGAGAUUCAUGUAAGUCCACUUCCUGCAUUUCCAGCAUCUGCGCCGAAAUCUGAAGUAGAGUUACAUGAGAUGGAAGUUGAUGGGAGGAGCAUGAUUGGAUGGGGGAGGACUACAAGGCGGUGUCGUAGGCAGAGAUUGCCGAUGGCGACCAAUGUUGCAGCUCCUCUUACUUGAAGUGAAGAGAUAGCAAUACUGAUGGUGACAACAAUUAUAGUUUUCUUGAAGAGAUGAUACAGUGGCAUUGUUGUAUAUGACUCCUCGUUCUAGAAAUUGGCCUUGUGAUUGCAGAAGGGCUUUGAGUUUCGCAUAAACAGCUUGUACAUUUUGAGAAUAAAUGCUGAAUCAAUUCAGGUAAAAAAAAAUAGACUGAUAUUGG
This is a messenger RNA of Asparagus officinalis (garden asparagus), 3308 nucleotides long. RefSeq lists its product as uncharacterized. Bases 791 to 3106 code for a protein of 771 amino acids. The record is from RefSeq and is a predicted model, not a curated record. Lineage: Eukaryota; Viridiplantae; Streptophyta; Magnoliopsida; Asparagales; Asparagaceae. The transcript is spliced from 5 exons.